Molecule: messenger RNA, 1182 nt
Organism: Micromonas pusilla CCMP1545
Lineage: Eukaryota; Viridiplantae; Chlorophyta; Mamiellophyceae; Mamiellales; Mamiellaceae
Exons: 1
Coding region: 1-1182 (393 amino acids)
Molecular function (GO): lyase activity
Source: RefSeq, a predicted model, not a curated record
AUGCGCGCCUUCUCCAUCACGCGCGCGCCCGCGCUCCUCGCGCUCGCGCUCGCGCUCCUCGUCCACGCCGCGGCCGCGCGCGACGUCGCGACGAACGGCGACGGAACGCGCCUCCCUCUCGCGCGAGCCUCGGACCCGUCGUGUCCGUGGCUCGGAAACGUGCUCGACGCCGCGCGCGCGUCGCCGCUCGUGAAGGGCCUCGUGCAGCGCACGCGCAUGGCCGCGCCGUUCGGGCCCGGGUCUUGGCCCGCGCCGCUCGAGGUGGACGACGCCGACGCCGCCGACGACGCCGACGACGCCGACCGAAGAAGGUUCGGCUGGAAGCGCGCGCUCGUGCUGGCGGCGAAAGCGCGCGUCGCCGACGCCGCCGCCGCCUCCGCGUGGCUUCCCAAAAACCUCCUGACGCUCUCCGACGACCUCGCCGCGACGGUCUUCAUCGCGUGGUACCCGGACUCGUUCUGCUGCGGCGCGUACCACGAGGCCGCGAUCGUGUUCGACGUGACGUACGGAGGCGGAGACGACGCGGUGGACGCGCUGCACUGCCCGUGGAUGCUCGUGGAUAAAGACCGGAGCAUGAUCGCGGGUCGCGAGAUAUUAGGCUUUCCGAAGAAGCUCGGCGAGUUUGCGUUCACGCUGACGACGGAGGACGGCGCGACGAUCGACGUCUCGGAUCCCUCCGUGGACGUGGCUGACGUCUUAUCGAGAGCCGCGCGCGUGGACGCGAGCGUAACGCGCGAGGGCGCGACUUUGCUGAACAUAACCGGCGCGCUCACGAAGAAAGGAUUCGCGCGACGCGAACCGCUGCUGAAGGACGAACGCAACGUAUUCCUUAACGUGCAGACGAACCACCCGCUGCCUCCCGCGGACGCGUCGAAGCCGAGAGACCCCGCGUGUCUGGGCAACCGACCGAGACUGCUGCAGUUCGUGUUCGACGAGGUGGUGACCGACGAUACGUACGAUUUGAAAGACGCCGCCGUCGCGUUGACGCAAACCAAAACUGAUUCGAUCGGCGCGCCGUUCGGGUUCAAAGGGAUCGAAACCGGCGGCGACCUGGACGUCCUCGGGAUGAAGAUCGGCAUCACGAACUUCUACACCGGUCUGGAAGGAACGCCGACGUUAGGGCCGACGGUCCCGAGCGGGUUCAUCGAGAACGACGACGUGUACUGGCUCCGGUACCAGUGA